AGGAACAUGUAGUGACAGUACUUUAAAAACAAACAAACUUGCAAGUAAAUCUGUACUGCAGUGUUUUGACAUUUUUGUUUCGUAAAGUAAAACUAAAUAAAGUGUUUCUGAAAUAUUAUUUUUUCACUUUUUGAACGACUUUUAAACCGGAAGGACUGUAAGCGAGCAGAACUGUUACGUAUUAUCCACCAUCAAUACACAUGGCUGGGUUAUAGUGUAUAGCAUUGCUGUCAAUAACAGGACAAAUUUAAAGGGAACUUUUAAACGCCUUUUCAGCCUUGUUUCUUGUAACGCGUUAUUGGAUGCUAGGAUGUACACUUUCACCAAAGUGAAACUAGCUGUUGUCGGUAUAGGACGCCAGUGUGUUGCAAGAAGGACUCUCAAUGCAGCACGAGCAGUGAGCAGAGGGUUCGCGUCCUCAGAGCUCGAGGAGGAAUCCAGCACAUCUGAUAAUGAGCUGUAUGACAUCAUUAUAUCUGGUGGGGGAAUGGUGGGCACCGCGAUGGCAUGUUCACUGGGUCUAGAUCCAAAUCUGUUAGGGAAGAAGAUUCUUUUGCUGGAAGCUGGUAACAAAAAAGUGAUGGACAGGGUGCCAGAGACCUACAGUACAAGGGUCAGCUCCAUCAGCCCAGGUUCAGCAGCACUGCUUAGUGGUCUUGGUGCUUGGGACCACAUUGUCAAUAUGAGAUGCAAACCAUAUAAUAAAAUGCAGGUUUGGGAUGCUUGUUCAGAUGCCCUGAUCACAUUCGAUAAGGAGAAUCUCCUGGACGAGAUGGCAUACAUCGUUGAGAACGACGUCAUUGUGGCCUCCCUCACUAAACAGCUGCAGAGUCUCGCUGACCAUGUGGAAGUGCAGUACCGAACAAAAGUGGUGAAAUACACCUGGCCCAGGCCUUACCACAUCGCCGACUCCAUCCCUUGGGUUCAGGUGACAUUGGCCAAUGGAAAGACUCUCCAUACCAAGCUGCUGAUUGGUGCUGAUGGUCCAAAUUCUAUGGUGCGGAGAGAAGCUGGCAUCCCUACUGUCAAAUGGAACUACGACCAGUCAGCUGUUGUCGCUGUUCUGCAUUUGUCUGAGCCCACAGAAAAUAACGUGGCCUGGCAGAGGUUCCUCCCCACCGGACCCAUUGCAAUGCUUCCUUUGUCAGACACGGCGAGCUCACUGGUCUGGUCCACCACUCAUCAGCAUGCUGAAGAACUUCUACAGCUGGACGAGGAGAGCUUUUUGGAUGCUAUUAACUCUGCAUUUUGGAGUGAUGAAAACCAUUCUGAGCUGGUGGAAACUGCCGGCUCCGUGUUGCGAACUGCUCUUUCUGUCCUGAUGCCUGACAGCGGCUCUGCACGCCAACUCCCACCUAGUGUGUCAGGAAUUGGCCCAAAAAGCAGGGUCAUGUUCCCGCUGGGUAUGGGUCAUGCCACAGAGUACAUCCGCCAUAGAGUGGUUCUCAUUGGAGAUGCUGCACACAGAGUCCAUCCUUUAGCAGGCCAAGGUGCCAAUCUAGGCUUUGGAGAUGUAGCCUUUCUCACACAAGUUCUUAGCCAAGCAGCAUUUAAUGGAAAAGACCUUGGAGCCAUGCAACACCUGCUGGAGUAUGAAACUGAGCGUCAGCGACACAAUCUUCCCAUGAUGGCAGCCAUUGACCUCAUGAAGAGGCUCUAUUCCACCAAUGCGGCACCUAUGGUUCUGCUACGAACCUUUGGCCUUCAGGCAACCAACAUGCUGCCACCUCUUAAAGAGCAGAUCAUGGCCUUUGCAAGCAAGUGAAGACUAAGUUCAAGCUGGUUGUUUGCUGGAUCUCUAAAGUCAAGAUGUUGUGAAGACACUGUCCAUUGAAUGUAAAAGUGUAAAUUAAUAAAUUAUAUUUUAUUCCUCUGUCUACCUAAA
This is a messenger RNA of Triplophysa dalaica, 1885 nucleotides long. RefSeq names its product coenzyme Q6 monooxygenase (gene coq6). NCBI's taxonomy places the organism in Eukaryota, Metazoa, Chordata, Actinopteri, Cypriniformes, Nemacheilidae. Gene Ontology annotation, molecular function: 2-octaprenyl-6-methoxyphenol hydroxylase activity; oxidoreductase activity, acting on paired donors, with incorporation or reduction of molecular oxygen, NAD(P)H as one donor, and incorporation of one atom of oxygen; FAD binding. Gene Ontology annotation, cellular component: mitochondrion. The coding region runs from base 311 to 1765 and encodes 484 amino acids. The transcript has 12 exons. Gene Ontology annotation, biological process: ubiquinone biosynthetic process. The record is from RefSeq and is a predicted model, not a curated record.